Molecule: messenger RNA, 1521 nt
Organism: Phaedon cochleariae (mustard beetle)
Lineage: Eukaryota; Metazoa; Arthropoda; Insecta; Coleoptera; Chrysomelidae
Source: the annotation of a GenBank genome assembly
AUGCCUGAACAGAAUGAGACAGUUCUAUAUUCGCAACUCCAGCCAUGGAGUACGGUGGCAGCAACCCCAUGUAUGGAGCAAGUCGCUGGUCCCCCUAUGCCGACCAGGAUCGGUCAGUAUUAUCAAACCCCCAGACCUCAUCCAUGGAGGCCCACACUGGGAUACGAAAAUGUGGAAGUUAUGCCGCUCCCAUCACAACAUACCACCAACGCCAUGAUAGACCCUUGCUAUACUCCUUAUGGAAUGGCAACAGAGCCUCUGAAGUUCCCCAAUCUCGUUACCGGAUUCGAGAGAAACCCCGGUCAUGCUGCUAGGGCGGCACUGUAUACCAGAUACACACCGCUGGAAUGGACUCACAGCAAUUUGAAAUUCUACAAUGAGGCUGAUACGAACAGAAAUUAUUCUGAACGGUUGAGAGGAGAUUUCAUCAGAGUCAUGAGAGAAACCGAUGAAAAUACAGCUCAAGGUCAGAGAGAAUCUGGAAGAAGAUUGGGCGAGAGGAUUACGGACACAACUUUCUGGAGAAACGAAGUAAGAACAGAGUUAGAAAGGUUGUUGACAGAAGCUAGUUUACUGCAAGAUUCUAGAAGGGCUCUCAAAAAAGCUAUUGACGAUAUCGAAGGACCACUUCAUAUUGCUCAAGAAUGUUUGUACCAUAGGGAAAAAAGGCAGGGAAUAGAUUUGGUGCACGAUAUGGCGGAACAAUCUCUCCUGAAGGAAAUCGAGACCUACAGAAACUGCAAAGAGAAAUUCAAAUGCCUCUAUAGCAAAGUGCAAGAUCAGAUGCGGAAUAACAGAGCUGCUCAGCAUGAACUGGAGACGGACGUCAAAAGCAAGGAUUCUGCUCUAGGAAUCGAUAAUAUGUGCCACCAGCUCAACAAUUUCUCCAAAGGAAUUAAUUAUUAUGGCGGAAUUGAGAAGUUCGAUCCAACGGUGAGCACAACUGUGACCUGGGCGGAGAACAGCAACAGAAUCGUACAGCGUUCUCAAGCCGAACGGGGCAAAUCGGCGCAAAUGCGUUCGGAUAUAGACAACCUGAUAAACACAUGCGCCCAAGAGAUUUGGGACGCAUGGAGCAACACGAAUAACGCCUUAGCGAGAAGGUCGGCAGAGACUUUGGAGACCAAGAGCAAGUUGCAGAUGCACCUGCAUAAAGUACAGCAGGAAAUAUUCGACUUGGAAAAGAACAUUGAACUCCUCAAAAAAGCUAUCAUGGACAAGAGCAAUCCUAUGAAAGUGGCCCACACUAGACUGGAAGCAAGAACCCAUAGAAAAGAAGUAGAACUUUGUAGGGAUACUGCUCAAGAUAGGUUGGUGUAUGAAGUGAGGGAUCUCCAAGAUAACGUGGAAAUGCUGCACAGAAAGCUGCAAGAAGCUGAAGCUCAGCAUCAGCAACUACUCAAAACCAGAUCAAAUCUUGAAUCUGAUCUACAUAACAAAGUGAACUCCUUGUUCAUUGACCGUGAGAAAUGCAUGGGUAUGAGACGAUCUUUUCCCAUAACUGCCACAAUCAAAUAUUGA